Molecule: messenger RNA, 1915 nt
Organism: Bacillus rossius redtenbacheri
Lineage: Eukaryota; Metazoa; Arthropoda; Insecta; Phasmatodea; Bacillidae
Exons: 2
Coding region: 31-1755 (574 amino acids)
Cellular component (GO): nucleus
Molecular function (GO): DNA binding
Source: RefSeq, a predicted model, not a curated record
GUUUUGUCUGACUUGCGGUAAACAAAUUUGAUGAAAAUGGACACUAAAUGUAAACGAGCAAAGUGGACCGCUGACCAGCUUGUGGCAGCUUUAGCAGCAUUCAGAAAUGGCAUGCCAGUUGCAGCAGUUGCGCGUGAGUACAAUAUACCACGACGGACAUUGCGAAACCAUAUUUUGUCCGGAAGUAGCGAGAAAAAACUUGGAAGACGUGCGUUACUUACAGAUCAAGAAGAAAGCCUAUUAUGCAAUCGUAUUUUCAGGUUAGGAGAGGUAGGGGUACCGUUAAAUGCACAACUUUUAAGAAGGAGCGUAUAUUCGUUUUGCGAGUUGAAUUCUAUCAACCAUCCAUUCAAUAAGAAUUCCCAAAUGGCUGGUAAAAAGUGGUUAAAGUUAUUUCUUCAACGACACCCAGACAUUUCAAAAAGGAAGGCCCAAGCAAUGAAUGCAGGUAGAGCAGCCAAACUUAACAAAGUCAUUGUUGGUGAUUACUUUGUUAAAUUACGUGAAAUAUUAGAGGCACAUAAUCUUGUAGGUCAUCCGGAAAAAAUCUACAACAUUGACGAAAAGGGCUGUCGUUUGACAUUACACAAGCAGCAACAGGUAUAUGGCAGAAAGGGGAAUAAGAGAGUUCAUCUCGUUGCACCGGAGCAUGCACAAAAUGUUACAAUUGUUGCUUGUGGUAAUGCAAUCGGCCAGGCUAUCCCUCCUAUGAUUCUUUUUAAAGGAAAACGCUGCAAGCCAGAGUGGGAAGAAAACAUGCCUGCAGGAACAGUUAUUGAAAUGACUGACAAAGGCUCUAUGACAUGCGAGGUAUUUGCUAAGUGGGUAACCCAUCUCUCAAAAUUCAAGGCCCCUGGGAAAAUACUUUUAAUAUUUGAUGGAGCGAAGUCCCAUUUAGAUGCGAAUAUAGUGGAUGUAGCCGAACAGAACGACAUCAUCUUGUUUUGCCUUCCAUCCAACUGCACGCACGAGCUACAACCACUCGAUAAAUCUGUAUUCGGCCCUUUCGAAGACUAUUGGGAUAAAGAGCUUCUUAAUUUUUGGACCACGCAAGGCGACAGAACUUUAAACCGUGUAAGCUUUGGACUGAUUUUUUCAAAGGUAUGGGUAAAGUCAAUGACCCCUGCCAAUCUAAUUGCUGGGUUUAGAGGAACUGGGAUCUAUCCUUACGAUUGCAACAUUCUUCCUGAAGCAGCUUUCGCCCCAUCUGAACUGACAUACACCGAACCCGAUGCAACUGUGGCUAGCGAAGACAAAGUUGACAAUGUAAGUGCAAGCAUUGUUAGUUCUAGCAACGAGCCAUCUGAUCGCGGAGUAUUGAACACUUUUCCAAACAAUGAUGGACGUUUAACAUUCCACGAUAUACUGGCAACACCUAAAUUGAAAAAAUCUACAACACCAAGACGCCAAGCAAUAAAUUCACGAGCUCAACGUAUUGUAAAAUCAUUGUUUCAGACCAAACGACAAACAGUUCCCGGAAAAUGUCCAAAGAAGAUAACUGAACCAAGAAAGGAAAUAAAACGAGCAGCUUCUCGGACACCAAGAUAUAAGAAUCGCACGGCUCCUCAGGCUGGAUCUAGUGGGAUAACAAAACAUCAUCAUGUAAAAGAGGAUUGGUCAUGUCCUAUCUGCAAAGAACAUCAAAUAAUAGACAUGAGAUUGUGUUCAGCAUGCAGAGUUUAUUAUCAUGAACAGUGUGUUGGACUUGGCAAAUGUGAUGACAGGCCAUUUGUUUGCCCUACUUGUGAUGAUUAGAGUAGAUUUUAAUGAAGUCCUUGACUGAAAUUUCUAGGCUUUCAUUAAUAAUGCCUCAUAAAAAUAUUAUUAUUGAAAUAACACAGUUGACAGUUAGGAAACAAGUAUGCCUACGUCCUUUGUUUAAACACACAAAUGUUUCUACAUUUUUCAUGCAAUA